This is a messenger RNA of Symbiodinium pilosum, 618 nucleotides long. The record is from the annotation of a GenBank genome assembly. Lineage: Eukaryota; Dinophyceae; Suessiales; Symbiodiniaceae.
AUGGUCGCCAAAGUAGUUGAUGCGAACAUGGUGGACAUUCGCAGCUCCGCUGAUGGCAAGAAUCUGCUUAGGUUAGGCAACACGGGAUUACCAAAAAAAGGCGACGCCAAAUUGGAUGAGGAGGCUCGCUCGGCUGCCAAGGCAGCUUUGGAGAAGAAGCUCUCGAAGUCCAUGAUUUGGUGGAAGGCCGCCCCACCCAGUGCCCAGAGGACUGAAGAAUCCGACAACGUCAGGGUGGCAGACGUUUGGACGAUAGAGGGAGAGCACAUUCCCAGCUACAUGAUCCAGGAGGGCCACCUGCUUCACAAUGAGGAGUAUGCAGAGGAACUGGCGCGGGACAUCCUGUCUGUUGCGGCUGGCAAGGAAAAGCAGGAGCAAUACCAAGCCCUGGAGCAAGCUCUCCGCGAGACGCAGGCAGAGCUUCAGACAGAGACUAGUCCUGGUGAGAAGAGCCAGGCGAAGGAUCGCAGCACGUCCGAACCGGCUCCCCGUGCUUCCCUAACCCUGGGAUUGCUUAUGUUCGCGUUGGUCUGCGCACUCUUCGCUGGCUUGGUGUGGGUCUUGGGCUCGCUGACAAGCCCCAAGACUGUCAAAACCAAGAAGGCAAAGAAAGGUUGA